Thyridium curvatum is the source of this 1179-nucleotide messenger RNA. RefSeq lists its product as uncharacterized. Gene Ontology annotation, molecular function: ATP binding; tyrosine-tRNA ligase activity. NCBI's taxonomy places the organism in Eukaryota, Fungi, Ascomycota, Sordariomycetes, Thyridiales, Thyridiaceae. The transcript is spliced from 5 exons. Gene Ontology annotation, biological process: tyrosyl-tRNA aminoacylation. The record is from RefSeq and is a predicted model, not a curated record. Bases 1 to 1179 code for a protein of 392 amino acids.
AUGGAUGCCUCCGCGAGCCAGAGGUUCGCCCUCAUCAGCGAGAACCUCGCCGAGGUCAUGAACCCCGAGAUUCUCGAAAAGAUCCUCGCAGAGGGCCGCCACCCAAAGAUCUACUGGGGAACCGCAACGACAGGUCGCCCGCACUGCGGCUACUUCGUGCCGGCCGUCAAGAUCGCUCAAUUGCUCGCCGCGGGCUGCGAGGUCGUCAUCCUGCUCGCCGAUAUCCACGGAUUCCUCGACAACCUCAAGGCGCCCAUCGAGCUGGUCGACAACCGCGCCAAGUACUAUGGCCUCGUCAUCAAGGCUAUCCUCGAGGCCGUCGGCGUCCCCACCGAGAAGCUCAAGUUCGUCCUCGGCAGCUCCUACCAGAAGAACCCAGAAUACAUCAUGGACGUCUACCGCAUGGCGUCUCUGGUCUCCGAGCACGACGCCAAGAAGGCUGGUGCCGAGGUCGUCAAGCAGACCAGCAAUGCGCCUUUGAGUGGCCUCCUCUACCCUAUCCUCCAAGUACUAGACGAGCAACACCUGGACGUCGACGCACAGUUUGGUGGUAUGGACCAGAGGAAACUUUUCGUGGCUGGCAAGGAGUGGCUGCCCAAGCUGGGCUACAGACAGCGAGCCCACCUUCUCAACCCUAUGGUUCCUGGCCUCAACGGUGGCAAGAUGAGUUCUAGUGAAGAAGACAGCAAGAUCGACCUCCUCGAUACGCCCGAAGUCAUCACAAAGAAGCUCAAGAAGGCAGAGUGUGCCCCCAAGGUUGUUGAGGGCAACGGUGUCCUGGCCUUUGUGGAGUAUGUGCUCCUUCCGGCCGCUACGCUGAAGGGCACUGCCGAGUUCAAGGUUGAGCGAACACGGGACAACCUCCCAACGCUGGUCUACAACAACAUCAAGCAGAUGCACGAUGAUUACCAGAAUGACGUUCUUACACCUCAACUCCUCAAACCUGCCGUCACCGCUGCGCUCAUUGAGCUCAUGGCACCGAUUCAAACAGCUUUCCAGGCCUCUAAAGAGUGGCAGGAGAUCACUCUCAAGGCCUACCCUCCACCGGAGAAGAAGCAGAAGAAGGUGAAGGAUAAGGGUAGCCGCCAUCCUGGUGCGGCCGGCAAGCCCGCCGCCAACGCAGAGCAGAAGUCUGCCGAUCUUCCUGAGCGGCCAAAGACCGUUGAGAACGCAAGCUAA